Molecule: messenger RNA, 1510 nt
Organism: Schistocerca americana (American grasshopper)
Lineage: Eukaryota; Metazoa; Arthropoda; Insecta; Orthoptera; Acrididae
Gene: Rpp21
Product: ribonuclease P protein subunit p21
Exons: 4
Coding region: 248-697 (149 amino acids)
Biological process (GO): tRNA 5'-leader removal
Cellular component (GO): nucleolar ribonuclease P complex
Source: RefSeq, a predicted model, not a curated record
UCCCGCGACAGCACGUCAUAUCGAACGCUAACGAAAUUCGGUAGCAGUUCGUGCAGUCGUCGAGAUUAGGAGUGACGUCAAAUUGACGUCACUUUGGCAGGCAGUAGUGUGAGGGUCAGGAUAGGUUUGAGUUUUGUUCGCGGGAGCAUCAGCAUUUAGGAACGUCUUAUUUGACAGUGGGUCGAAAGGGAAUUCGCGAACUACGUGAGGCAAUAAGCGAAGCUGUAUUGGAGAUCCGUAAUUAGGCAUGGAAGCAGAUAAGCUGAAAUUACCUCAGAAUAAGGACAGUACAAUGUGCUUUUCGUCUAGUAGCAAGGUAUUUGCAACAAAUAAAAAAUCUAUGAAGAAAUUCCAGGAAGAAGAAGCAUUUCAGAGGAUGAAUUUUUUAUACCAGGCAGCAGCUUCUCUUCUGUUAAAGUAUCCAAACCAUUUUGACAUAGCUACCCAUUAUGGAGCUAUUAUGAGGAGCAUAUCAAAGAAAUCAGUUCUUCGUAUGGAUAUCAGCUUGAAACGCAGCAUUUGCAAGGGAUGUUCGAUACAGCUCAUCCCAGGCGUGACUGCUAAAGUCCGUAUAAAAAAUAGACCAUCGCCAUGUGUGCUAUGGACAUGUACCAUCUGCAAUACUUCAAAGAGGUAUCAUAAUAAGAAGGGAUAUCUUACAUGGACUGGAAGACCAGAGUCAGUUGCCAACGAUUGAAAUGGUACAUUGUUUUCCUGACCUUUGACUCUUGUUUACUUGCAAGGAUACUGGAACUGGUUGACAUCACCAAUUGUUUGUAAUUUAUUGUCUUUAUUAUUUGUACAAAACAUGAGACUAUCUUUAGAAAAAUAGUUAUAAAAGUAGCACUGAGCCAGCCACAAUGUAAAUCAGAUGAAGAUCACUGCAAACUUUGAGGAAUUUGUAGUGUCAAAAUGUAAAAGAAGUGAAUGGUUUAUAAGAAAUAUUAUCACAAAAAAUUAGUGAAUAAACCUUUGAUUUUAGAAACUUGAGAUUCACCUUUGGCAGUUCUGGUUAUUGCCAGUAUCCCAUUAUGCACCUUGUUACUGUUUUUGUUAAGACAGGCUGUUUAUCUGUUAGCUGUAACUGAAAGCAUUUUUGGAAUAACCAGAUAUGUCCAGUUUUUGCUGAAAAUGCAAUUUUAUUACCAUUGGAUGAUUUGAAAAUUGCUCGAUCAUAUGUUACAAGAAUGAAUUCCUCUGCCAGCUAAAUCUGAAAUAUAAAUACGUCGUGAAUCUUGCUGAGGUGUAAAAUAUGCGCCAGCCUUGGACAUGGAAUUUUAUACAUUGGUCUGUGUCAGGACUGUUAUGGAUGCUUCAUCUUCCCUUAAUUUUCACUUCACUGUAAAGUGCUAAUAUUUGCUGUUUCUUCAGUUUCUUGGUUGGUUAUGUGACAGUUUUAAAACCAAGUUGUUUGAUGCAGGAGAGAAAAGUCAGUUUAUUUAAGAUUCAAUAAAUAUCAAUUCUCUGUUUACAUAACAAGUUGGUGAUGUAAAUAAAGGUUGGAAAAAGA